Molecule: messenger RNA, 1065 nt
Organism: Penicillium concentricum
Lineage: Eukaryota; Fungi; Ascomycota; Eurotiomycetes; Eurotiales; Aspergillaceae
Product: cupredoxin domain-containing protein
Exons: 4
Coding region: 1-1065 (354 amino acids)
Source: RefSeq, a predicted model, not a curated record
AUGUUUGUGAGCCAACUAGUCCGGCCACUGGCAUGGCUGGCUUUGGCAACCACGAUAGUGGCUGCCGACUCCUCCAGAACUGCAACUGCCACAUCUAAUGUAGCAUCAACGACACCAACUUCAACAACAUCCUCCUCGACCGGUAUCGCGACCCAUACGAUCCAGGUGGGACCCAAGUCAAAUCCACAUCAGUUUGAUCCACCCGAUAUUAAGGCCAAUGUGGGCGACAUUGUCGUCUUUGAAUUUUACCCAACGAACCAUUCUGUCGUAAAAGCAGAUUAUGGCGCUCCUUGUGUACCAGCAAGCGGGGACAUCUUUUAUUCCGGAGCCUUUGCAGAUUUCAACCUGCUUGAAGGACAACUCGUUGGACCCCCUCCAACAUGGUCUUUGCGAGUCAAUAAUACCGACCCCAUAUUCUUCUAUUGCACUGCAAUAGAUUCAUGCACAAAGAAUGGAAUGGUCGGAGCCAUCAACGGGAACGUAUCCCAGUCAUGGGAAACGCAAUACGCAAAAGCUCUGAAGUACCCUUACAUGCUAGUCCCAGGCCAGCCCAUGCCCGCCGAAGGAGACGGCGGGGGUAGCAGUUCCAGCGGUGACGACAAAAGCGGCGAUGAUAAGCACGGGCUCAGCACGGGGGCUAUUGCAGGUAUCGCCGUUGCAGCCGUGGUCUUCGUCGGCGUAUUGGUGGCAUUGUUCUUCGUUCUCGGUCGCAACCGCGUAUACUCUCGGUGGAUGUCCUCGGAAGAUGGACGUACCGAACGUACCGCACGCUGGGCCCUGUUCAACAAUGGUGACAACGGGAAAAGCGAAGUUGGAAGUUCUGUUCCUACCCACAAAUCAGGCCCUAUCGACAUGACCGCCGUCUCGAGUCCAGAUCCGACUGUACGUACAUUAUCACCUGGAGUGGGAGUUCACUCGGGUCCUGGUUCGCCGUCGACGCAGCAGGGCCACUGGAGCUGGAAUGAGCCUAUUCCACGUACCCGUGCAAGCGCGAUCGCUACAGAGCUGGAGGGUCAUCCAAUUAUCUGGGAGGCACCAGGGAGCACUCCAGGAAAUCGGUUCUGA